UCAUUUGUCCAAUCAUUGCCCAAUUCUAACGCCUUUUUAGGCACGAUGUUCAAAAUGGCUGUCAGUAUAAAAACAAAACUCGUCCUGAACGGGUCAAAGAAGAAAUAUGGAGGAAAAACCUUCAUAAUUGUAUUGUCAGCUUUUUGUCCGGAUUUUCUAUUAGAGGGUGUAGCAAGUCAAGUUAAUACAGAAAUUUUGACAGUGUGUAAUUUGUUCAGAAAAGAGAAAUUGCAAGAAAACCGGUCAAAAUCUGUUGAAAAGUUUUCAACUUCUGUUUCACAAAGGGUAACAGAAAACCUGUUUGCUCAUCUUGCAUCUGAGUGAAUUAUUUUCCAGGCAAAUGACAACACGACUUGAUAGAUUAUUUUUACUGUUGGACACUGGCUCUACUGCUUUGAUCAGGAAAUCUGCAGCAGAACAAUUAGGAGAUGUCCAAAAACUACACCCUUAUGAGCUUAAUAACCUCCUUACAAAGGUGCUUGUUUAUCUGAGAAGCAGUAAUUGGGAUACUAGAAUUGCUGCAGCACAAGCUGUUAAUGCCAUAGCCAGAAAUGUUCCUCAGUGGGAGCCAAGAGGUGCUCCAAAACAAGAAUGUGGAGAAGAUAUACCUGGAGCUGAGGGGAAGUUGUUGUUUUCAAAGUUUGAUCUACAAUGUGUACUACAAAAUGGAACAUCAUUACUUGGAUCUGAAGGUGUACAGUUUAAUCAGGAUGACAAACUUACAGGCAUUGAUGAACGAGAAAGAUUGUUGAUUCAAAGACAGAUGUUAAAUAAACGUCUAGGUCUUGAUGUGGCAGGAAAUCUUCAGCUUGAUAUAGACAAGGACUUAUAUUCUGAUGAAGAUUUACUUACUGGCAUGAAUAAAGAAACAGCUUUCAAACAAGAAUUGAAACAUGUAGGUGACCUUGUAAAUCAACAGAUUGGUUCCAGUCUUAGCUCUAGAGAGAGGAACCGAGCUAAACGCAAAGCAAGAAUGAUGAUUAAAAGACCAUCCAGAGAGUCUCCUCUCCCCGACAGUGAAAAUGAGCCUCCAGUGAAGAAAAUGAAGUCAGAAAAUGGGUCAGAAAAUACAGGAAUAAUUAGUGAUCUGACAGAGGAGGAGGACUGGCCAUUUGAUUGUUUCUGUGAACUGUUGAUGGCUGAUUUAUUUCACACUGCCUGGGAGACUAGACAUGGAGCUGCUACUGGUCUAAGGGAGGUAAUUAAGUUGCAUGGAAGAGGAGCAGGCAAGUCUCAGGAUACACCCGCUGAUCAGAUGUCAGCAGUCAACCAAAUAUGGUUAUCAGAUUUAGCACUCAGGUUAUUAUCUGUGAUAGCACUCGAUAGAUUUGGUGAUUAUGUCUCAGAUGAGGUUGUUGCUCCAGUUAGAGAAACAUGUGCUCAAACACUUGGAGUAGUGAUAAAGUUUCUAGAAGCUGACGGUAUACAAGGGGUACUAUGCAUCUUGUUACAGCUGUUAACACAAAAACAAUGGGAGGUGCGGCAUGGGGGAUUGCUCGGAAUGAAAUAUCUGCUGGCAGUAAGAAAGGAUAUGACAGGCGAUUUACUACCUAAAGUAUUACCAUUUAUAUAUCAAGGAUUACAAGAUGCUGAUGAUGAUAACAGGGCUGUGGCUGCUAGUGCAUUAAUUCCUGUAGCUGAUGAUCUCGUACAAAUACUUCCACAGCAGGUUCCUGUGAUAGUUUUAUGUCUAUGGGAGACUUUACUGGACCUAGAUGACCUUACAGCAUCAACAAACAGCAUAAUGACACUUCUCUCAGCCCUGGUAGCCCAUCCAAAAGCAAAUGUGAUAGAUGUGACUGAAAAGCCAUUAACUGAACUUGUACCUCGGCUAUUGCCAUUUUUUCGACACAACAUUCCGUCAGUAAGAACUGCAACAAUGAAGACAUUACACACUCUUUUAACUAUGCAAUCUACAAAGCAAUCUGUUGAUAAUUGGUUACCUAAUCUCCUUCAACCAUUAUUGUGCCAUGUUUACCAGAGAUCUUUGUUAGAAACACAUCCUGAAAUCCUCUCUGUUAUAACAGAGGUUUGGAACUGUAUGCUGCACCGGUCACCACCGGAAUACCUGGUGGUAGCAGCUACACCAUGGAUGGGGGUCUGGUUGUCCCUGGCUAUGCAACCGUCAAAAAUACCUUAUGACCAUAACUAUCUGGUAGAGGCAAAACAUCCUGGCAGGAUAUCUUUUGUAAUGAGAAAAGGGAACACAGCAGCUCAACUGCUGGGAUGUUUGUGUAGUAAGAUUACCCAGCCAAUACAAGGUCUUCCUGACAAUUGUGAGAAACCUUCAGAAUCUCUAGACAAACUUCUAGUCUUCCAUCUGAACACAAAGUCAGCUAUACAGAGAAUUGUAAUAGCUGAAGUGGUACAUGCCUGGGCUGCUACAAAGUCAUGUGAAUGCUCAACUGAUAUCAAAAGCAAGCUGUUAGAAACUCUCACAGAAGGAAUAUAUUAUGAUGAAAUAGCACUGGGGUUUACACGUUUGCAAACAGAAUGUAGGGACUUUAUUGCCUCUCUCAAACAACAAGGAAUCAACAUGGACCAAAUCAUAGCUCCUGGUACCAAACUUUGUUUCUCUAUUAAAACCUGUUUUUCCAUGAUUUACCUCACUAGGGUACAGUCAAGUUUAGCCAAAGCUGUUGUGUCAUUAGAUGCCAUCCCUGAAAAGUUAAAUCCAGUUAUCCGCCCUUUGAUGGACUGUAUAAAGAAAGAAGAGAACAUUUACAUACAGAGGGACGGUGGUAAAUGUGUGAGUGGAUUAUUGAGGAAAUGUUUAUCUAGAGAUCCUUGUCCUAACAACAAAGUCAUCAAGAACCUGUGUGCUUUCUUGUGCUGUGAUCCUUCAGUAACACCUGUCUGUACACAGACUAACAAUAACUCUACUUCAGAAGCUAGCUGUGAUAUGUACAAAGAGAAUCUCACUCUUGCCAAACUUAAUAAAAUCCCAGACACAGAUAAGAAACGUUUACAGAGGUCAUCAAGUGUGAAGAAUGAUGUUACAGUAUCACCUGAUUUACUGAAAGAUGAGGAACAGGUAUACUUUAAUUAUCUUCAUUUAUCACAUACCUGUGCAACUUUCGCGACUCCGUUAAAAUGGUAUUGCGUGGCUAUGCAUAUAUUUUGGCGCGACGCCAUUCAAUCAAAACAGCUGUUAUCUAUUCAGCGGCGUGGAGGGGAGAUAACUUUGAAUAUUUUGACGUCCGAUUUUAAUGACAAACUUCCUCAGGAACUUCCUAGUCUAUGGGAAACUGCUACAAAGUAUCUUCUUGAAAAUCAAGAUUCUGUAGCUGAUAUGACAGAUUUGGUUGCCCAGGAAACAGUCAACUGUUUACAAGUGGUAGAGUCUAUUGUGCCAUCUAUACAUUCAUCUUUACUCACCAAGUUUGUUGACAGUUUGCCUUGUCUCCAGUGUUAUCUACAGAAUAAGUAUAGUGGUGUGCGUCACAUGUCAGCUAGGUGUGUUGGUAUGUUAUCUCGACUGUCGACAGCAGAUGUGAUGCUGUUUCUUAUAGAGAAAGUGCUGCCAAUGUUCGAGGCGUCAGACAAUGAUGUACAAAGACAAGGGGCAUCAGAAGCUAUUGCUAAUGUAAUUGAGAAGUUAAAUAUGGAUAUUAUACCAUAUAUUGUACUACUGAUAGUACCUGUACUGGGCAGGAUGACAGACCAACAUGAACAUGUUAGAACUGUAGCUACACACUGUUUUGCUUCACUUAUACGUUUAUUACCUUUAGAGUCUGGUGUUACUAACCCUCCAGAUAUGAAGUCCAGUCUAGUUGAGAGAAAAGUCAAAGAAAGAGCUUUCCUAGAGCAGCUUCUUGAUGGAACUAAAAUAGAAAACUACAAAGUUGAUGUGCCCAUUAAAGCUGAGCUGAGAAAAUAUCAACAGGAUGGUGUAAACUGGCUUGGAUUUCUGAACAAGUACAAGUUACAUGGUAUAUUAUGUGAUGAUAUGGGACUAGGGAAAACUUUACAAUCUAUCUGUAUAAUUGCCACAGAUCAUUAUAGAAGAGAACAGAAAUAUAAGGAAUCUGAAAAUCCUGACUGCAAACCUUUGCCAUCGAUUGUCGUAUGCCCACCAACAUUGAUAGGUCAUUGGGUAUAUGAGGUGAAUAAAUUUAUAGACAAAGAGUACCUCAAUCCACUCAUGUAUGCUGGACCUCCCGUGGAAAGGCUCAAGUUACAGAAAAAAGCAAAGAAGUACAACAUGAUUGUUGCUUCCUAUGAUGUGGUACGCAAUGAUAUUGAAUUCUUUAGCUCUUUCAGUUGGAAUUAUUGUGUUCUAGAUGAAGGUCACAUCAUAAAAAAUGGUAAAACAAAGAUCUCAAAAGCAGUAAAGCAGUUAAACUGUAACCAUAGAUUGAUUCUGUCUGGUACCCCAAUACAGAAUAAUGUCCUUGACCUUUGGUCUCUCUUUGACUUUCUGGUACCAGGCUUUCUAGGCACAGAAAGGCAAUUCCAAGCAAGAUAUGGUAAACCAAUCCUUGCUAGCAGAGAGGCAAAAAGUUCAUCCAAAGAACAAGAGGCUGGAGCUCUGGCUAUGGAAACUUUACAUCGGCAGGUACUUCCAUUUAUUUUACGACGUCUGAAAGAAGAUGUUCUGAAAGAUCUACCUCCUAAAAUUAUACAGGAUUAUUAUUGUGAUCUAAGUCAACUACAGGUGAAGCUGUACGAGGACUUCUCUAAAUCUCAGGCACAGAAAGGUAUAGAAGAUUGUGUCACCUCUACAAAGGUGGUGGAGCCAAAGAAAGGAUCAACCCAUGUCUUCCAGGCAUUACAGUAUUUACGUAAAGUAUGCAAUCAUCCAGCACUUGUAUUAAACACUGGUCAUCCUAAAUAUACAGAAGUGAUGGGCAUGUUAAAAACACAAGGUUCUAACCUUCAUGAUAUCUCACAUGCACCAAAACUUACAGCAUUAAAACAGUUGUUACUGGACUGUGGUAUAGGUGUAGAAGAAUCAGCUGGUCAACCAGGUACAAACACCCCAGUGGUCAAUCAACAUCGAGUCUUGUUGUUCUGUCAACUCAAAGGAAUGCUUGACAUCGUUGAGAAAGAUCUGCUCAAAGUACAAAUGCCUUCAGUGACAUUCCUAAGAUUGGAUGGUACAGUACCUGCUGGUUCCAGGCAUGAUAUUGUUAACAGGUUCAACAAUGAUCCAUCCAUCGAUAUUCUUCUGCUAACAACACAUGUUGGUGGACUGGGACUCAACUUGACUGGUGCUGAUACAGUGAUAUUUGUAGAGCAUGAUUGGAACCCAAUGAAAGAUUUACAAGCAAUGGACAGAGCCCACAGAAUUGGGCAAAAGAAAGUUGUUAAUGUAUAUAGACUUAUCACAAGAGGAACACUUGAAGAGAAAAUUAUGGGGCUUCAGAAGUUUAAGCUGACUAUAGCUAACACAGUAAUCAGUCAAGAUAAUGCCAGUUUAAAUACAAUGGGUACAGACCAACUACUAGACUUGUUCACACUAGAAGACAAGAAGAAAGGGGAGAGUUCAGCUCCUAGUGACAGUAAAAUCAGUGAGAAGAAGGAAACAGUGAAAUCUAUCCUUGAAGGACUCGGUGAUCUAUGGGAAGAUGAUCAAUAUCAGUCGGAAUAUGACAUGAAAAAUUUUAUGAAGUCAUUGGUGUAAACAAUAUAAGACAUAUUGUUGGACAUUAUUAAUGAUAUAGCCGUGAAAGUGCUAACAUGAACAAGAAAUAUGUUACUCAGUGACAUAUAUAAAAUUAUCUCUGGGUUAAGAUGAUGUUGAAACAUCUUUACAUUUGAAAACAACAGUAAAGAUAAUCUGGUUAAAGCAGAGAAAUGAAAAAGUUGAUACGCUGCUGUAAGAUUAGCAUCACUCAAAUAUAUGCAAGUUUUUGUCUCGUUCAUUUUUUUCGUAUUGUAAUGCAGGUAUCAGUUUGGACUAGUAUUUCUUAGGCAAAAGAGACUGGUUUUAAGUUAAACUAGCUGUUGAGAGAAAACAAGAAAAAAACUCCACAAAGUUUGUUAAAGAAUUAUUAAGAAUGAAUGUUAACAUUUCUCUUGAUCAUGUUCAAAAGUUUUAUAUAAUUUCUUUAAGAUUGAAAGUUUUGUUUGACUUAUUGAAUUUCUUGAAAUAGAUCUACAGCCUUUGGUUUUGUUGUUAUGGUCCGAUUAUGUUAUUUCCCCAUUAUUAUUAUCAUGUUUUUAAUAAAUAAUCAAACUAUUAUCCAUAAAUAUUCAGAAUGAUUUGUUUACUUGAAUUAUGAAAAACAUCUACAUGUACAUGUAAAAGUGAAAUUGAUGAAAGUAAUCUGUCAUAUGGAAACAGUAAAGUUUUAUUUAACUCCUCAACUUUGUAGGAAAGAAAAUACCAAAUUAAUUAACUGAUGACGAUCAUGUGUUAACAUUCCUGCAGUCAAUUUUCUUUAUUAUAAAAUAACAAAUGUUCGUUCAACCUUUGACUUUUUAUGCAGAAAUAAGAACAGAUAGUGUUAGAAUGAUUAUUUUGGCAAUAAGAAAGUUGAAACUGACAUCUUUUUUCGAAGGUAGUUUAAUAUUUUUAUCAGAAAGAAAUUAAAACCUCAUUUAAAACCUCAUUUAAAUGCCAUCUUAAACUAUUGUAUCAUAAAUUUGUGUUAUUAAUAAAGAUCAUUGUGUAAAUUUUUUUUGUUUGAUUAAAAAUGGCAAUCACUGAUUAUUUUUUCACACUAUUUUUGAGCUGGCACAACAUAAAUUUAUUAUAAUUUUUUGCAUGUGUGAUUAAUGGUUAAACUAAAUUAUUGUUAAACAAAAUCAAUGAAAAUUUUCUACAUUUCAAAAUUCUCAUUUAUGGCUGAUGUAUUAUAUAUUUUAUCUUAAGACUACUAGAAAAACAAUCUCACUAUUGUUCAGAUAUAUUAUGUUAUACAGUGUAGAGUUUAAUUGGGAGCUGAUUAAUCUGACAAGAAAAAUAUAUGUAUAUACUAGCAAGGAAAAGUAAACAUUUUGAAAGGUAUCAUAAUCUUUUAUCAUUAUAUACAGGUCUAUAAUUAUUAUUGAAUUGAUUUUCAGUUAAGUGGCGACAGUAAGUAUGAGAAUGUGUGUAUUUUAACUCAAAUGCCAGAUAUCAAUAAUAUCUCACUCAUGAAAGAAGCUUGGAUAUCUGUGUAAUCAGGCAUUGUUUUAAUAAAAACUGAAAUUUCUGUUAACAAGUGCACGCUACCAUUACAAUAUCUUAAAAUUGUACAAUCUUUUAUAAUAUUAAAAGAAGGAAACCUC
Ruditapes philippinarum (Manila clam) is the source of this 7218-nucleotide messenger RNA. RefSeq names its product TATA-binding protein-associated factor 172-like. NCBI's taxonomy places the organism in Eukaryota, Metazoa, Mollusca, Bivalvia, Venerida, Veneridae. The record is from RefSeq and is a predicted model, not a curated record. The transcript is spliced from 38 exons. The coding region runs from base 341 to 5626 and encodes 1761 amino acids. Gene Ontology annotation, molecular function: ATP hydrolysis activity; TBP-class protein binding; DNA binding.